Colius striatus (speckled mousebird) is the source of this 4506-nucleotide messenger RNA. RefSeq names its product cingulin (gene CGN). Gene Ontology annotation, cellular component: myosin complex. The transcript is spliced from 20 exons. The coding region runs from base 80 to 4048 and encodes 1322 amino acids. NCBI's taxonomy places the organism in Eukaryota, Metazoa, Chordata, Aves, Coliiformes, Coliidae. The record is from RefSeq and is a predicted model, not a curated record.
GGGGCGGGGCCGGGGCGAAGGUAACAGGUUGCGGUGGGCAGCGGCGGCGGCGGCCGGACCGCGGUGCUGAGCCCCGGGGAUGGAGUGGCCGGCGAGCGCGGCGAUGGCGGAGAAGCAGAACCCCGUGGACUACGGCGUCCAGAUCCGCUUCAUCAACGACCUGCAGGAGCCCCGGAGGCCCCCGAAGGCGCGGGGCAAGCCCGGCUCCUACGGCGUGGCCGUGCGGGUGCAGGGCAUCGCCGGGCAGCCCUUCGUCGUCCUCAACAGCGGCGAGAAGGGCGGCGACUCCUUCGGGGUGCAGAUCAAGGGCGAGGGCUCCUACCCCAGCCCCCCCGCCGGCCCCCGACCCUCCGGCUCCGUCAGCUCCGACUCGGAGCUGCCGGAAAACCCCUACGGCGGGCGGCAGCCGCAGCUCGGCUCGUCCCACAGCACCUCGGAUGAGGAGGCGAGCGGCGGCUCCGUGACCUCCCGACGGGAGCCCAAACCUCCGCCGGGCAAGCGGCUGCUCGGGGAGGAGCUGCGGAGGACACAGUCCCACGGGGACCUGCUGAGCGCCGCCGCGGAUGAGCCCUUUGCCGUCGGCGCUCCCCGGACUGGUGACAACUGGCAGCACCGGGCUCUGCCCGGCGGCAAAAGCAGCAGCAUGUUGAACAUCGUGCCGGAGCGGAGCAGAGCCUCUGGCUCAAGGGUCGUGAGCAAGGACCCCUCCUCGGACACAGAGGCCGCGGUGGCCGCUGGCGGCAGCGACGUGGACACCAAACCGCUCUCCUCGGUGGAUUCGCUCAUCAGCAAGUUCGACGGGAAGGUGCAGCAGCGCGGGCGGGCGGCCAGGAGGGGCCGGAUCCCCUCGGAGGAGAGGAAACGCUCGCAGAGCCUGGACAGCCGCGUCUCCCACCGCGACGUGCGGGACGGCCGGGAGCUCAGCAGUGCCCAGCGCCACGCCGGCGCCGCCCGCCCCCAGCCCUCGGUGCCCACCGGCAGCCUGAGCCGCCCGAGCGGAGCGGGAGGGACGGAGGACGGGGCGAUGAGGACUCAGCGGGUGAACCGGGGCGCGGAGGAGCCCGUGGCCGAGCGGCUGCAGAGCAAAGCCCGGGCAGAGCUGCAGCUCAAAUCCACCCCAGACCUGCUGCGGGACCAACGGGAGGUCGCCCACCCUGGCAGCAGCGAGCACCCCAAGGAGCUCAUCUACAGCAUCCUGAAGGAGGGGAGCAGCGAGAGCGAGAUCUCCCUGAAGAGGAAAACCUCUCGGCUGCUCGAGAAGAUGCAGGAGCUGGUGGCACCCACCAAGGAUGUGGCGUGUUCCCAGCCCCAGCACAGAGAGCUGGCCAGGAAGGUGGAGGAGCUGCAGGAAAAGCUCGACGAGGAGACCAAGCUCCGACAGAAGGGAGAGGCGAGGAGCGGCUCCGCUCGGGCGCUGGAAGCCCGUCUGCGGGAGGCCGAAGGGGAGGCCCAACGUCUGCGGGGGGCCCUGGACAAGAAAACCCACGAGCUGCAGAGAAGUUUGCAGGAGCUGAGCGAGGUGAAAGCAGCCAAGGAGCAGACAGAGACCCGUCUGGGUGACUGUGAGGAGCAGCUGGAGGCGACGCACCGAGAGCUCGACCGUCUGCGCCAGCGCUCCGGCACGUCCCCGGAUGGCGAAGCCCUGUACAAGGAGCUACUGGAGACCCGGGAGGAGCUGGAGGAGGCCCUGAGCUCUAAACAGCGUCAGGAGGAGCAGCUGCGGCUGCGGGAGCGGGAGCUGACGGCGCUGAAGGGAGCCCUGAAGGAGGAGGUGGCCAGUCAUGACAAGGAGCUCGACCAUGUCCGGCAGCAGUACCAGAGCGACAUGGAGCAGCUGCGGCGCAGCAUGGAGGACAUCUCACAGGAUCAGGCCAACCUGGAGUCGGAGAAGCAGAAGAUCAACACUGUGGUGAGGAACCUGCAGCGGGAGCUGGAGGAGAGCGCAGAGGAGACAGGGCAUUGGCGGGACAUGUUCCAGAAGAACAAGGAUGAGCUCCGCAGCACCAAGCAGGAGCUGCUGCAGGUGAAACUGGAGCGGGAGGAGUUUGAGGAGGAGCUGCGGGAGCUGCGGGAACGCUUCGCAGCUGCCCGGGAGGAGGCGGAGCAGGCGCGGAGCAGCGCGGUGGACUCCGGAGAGCUGGAGGCGCUCAGGAAGGAGCUGCGGCAGGCGCGGGAGGCACAGCGGGAGCUGGCGGGUGAGAAGCAGAGGCAGGAGGAGCUGCUGCGGCAGCGGGAGCGGGAGCUGGCGGUGCUGAAGGGCACCAUGGAGGAGCAGGCGGCCAGUCGCGACGGGGAGCUGGAGCGGUACCGCCGAGACCUGCAGCAGCUCCAGGAGGAGCGGGACGAGGCCGCCAAGGUGAGGGUCUGCAGCCAUGAGCCAAGGAGCGAUUCUGCCCUCACGUCUUCCCAGGAGUGCCAGGUUCCACAGCUGCAACCCACAGCCUCAAAUCCACCCACUGUGGGCUCAUCCAAAUGGCUGAGAGCCCAAAUUGCCCCCCAAGACCUGGCCCCAGGCCCACCCUGUGCCGUGGCUGCGUUACAGGCAAAGGCGUCCCUGGAGAGCACACGGGAGGCGUCGGAGCAGGCGAAGAAGAUGGUGGAGUCCAGCCUGAGGGAGCUGCAGGAGCAGAACGACGACCUGAGGAGGAAGGUCCUCGGGAUGGAGACACAUCUGAAGGAGUACGAGCGCCUUGGAGAGAACUGGGAGGGUUCCCAGGCACGGCUCAAGGAGAAAGUCACCAAAUUGGAGGCAGAGCGCAGGCAGCUGGAGGAGUCGCUGGGCGAAGCCACGGAGCGGGAGCAGGAGCUGCUGAUGGCCAAGAGGUCGCUGGAGACCCAUCUGGAGGAGGCCCAGCGGGGCCUGGCCCGGCUGACGCAGGAGCACCGGGAUCUGAGCGUGUCCUUCCAGGAGGAGCAGCGGCAGAAGGAGCAGCUCAAGCGCGCCAAGAGCGAGCUGGAGGAGCAGAAGCGUCUGCUCGACCGCACCACCGAGAAGCUGAACAAAGAGCUGGAGCAGAUGACGGAGCAGUCACACAGCUCCUUGGCCGAGCUGCAGUCACAGCUGGAGGAGUUCAAGGAGAAGUCACGGAGGGAGAUCACAGACUCCCAGAAGCAAGCCAAGGAUCGGGGCGCUGAGGUGGAGAAGAUGCAGUUCAGCGUGGGACGGCUGCAGGAUGAGGUCACUCGGCUGAAGCAAGCACUGCAGGACAGUCAGGCAGAGCGGGAGAGCGCGCUGCUGGACAAGGAGGUGCUGCUGCAGCGCCUGCACAACCUCGAGCAGGAGAUGGAGACCAAGAGGCGCUCCCAGGACGAUCGCUCGCGGCACGUCAAAGUCCUGGAGGAGAAGUCCAAGCGCCUGGAGGUGGAACUGGAAGAGGAGAAGACCACAGUGGAGCUGCUGACUGAGAGGGUCAACAGGAGUAGAGACCAGAUCGAUCAGCUGCGGUCAGAGCUGCUGCAGGAACGCUCCAGCCGGCAGGACCUGGAGUGUGACAAAGUCUCUCUGGAGAGACAGAACAAGGAGCUGAAGAGCCGCCUGGCCAGCUCGGCCGGGCUGCAGAAGCCCAGCAGCAACGUCUCGCAGCUGGAGGCGCAGCUGGAGGAGCUGCAGGACAAGCUGCAGGCAGAGGAGAGGGAGAAGAGUGUCCUGCUGUCCUCCAACCGCAAGCUGGAGAGGAAGGUGAAGGAGUUGACCAUCCAGAUUGAUGAUGAGCGGCAGCAGGUCAACGACCAGAAGGAUCAGCUGAGCCUGCGGGUGAAGGCCUUGAAGCGUCAAGUGGAUGAAGCAGAGGAGGAGAUCGAGCGGCUGGAGGGUGCCCGCAAGAAGGCGCAGCGAGAGCUGGAGGAGCAGCACGAGCUCAACGAGCAGCUGCAGAACCGCAUCAAGGCUCUGGAGAAGGAGGCUUGGCGCAAAGCUGCCCGCUCAGCUGCUGAUUCCUCGCUGCAAGAUGACCAGCUCAGCUCAGAUGAGGAUUUCGACAGUGCCUAUGGGCCCUCCUCCAUUGCCUCGCUGCUCAACGAGGCCAACCUCCAGACCAGCUCCUGCUGACGCCUGCGCCACGCCGAGCCCCAUCCCCAGAGCCGGGUGAGGGCCCAGCCCUGGAUGCUGCUGCUCGAUGCAAAAACUCUUCUAAUACCAACGACAUGAAGGAAGGUGCCGCUCAAAAAGCGGUGGGACGGGGAACCCCCAGAUGCUGUCUUGCCUCUUUCUCUUCAUACGGGUCUCAGGGUGCAUUUGCACUGUGGCUUUUUUGCUGGGAGCUGCUCACCAUGGCCAAUAUCCACUGUGGUGACCAGGUCCAGACAGGACGCUGUGGCCCUGGGGUCUGAGCCAUGGCCCUGGCAGCUCAGACUCUGUGGGGACAGGCAAAGUGUGAGGCCGAGGGGAACUGGAGACAGCCACAGCUCCAGCCACCCUCGUUUAUUUUUCUAUGCACCUGCCCCUCACCCCCCCCGCUGCCCUUUUCCCUGUCCAAGCGCUCUUUUAAAUAAAAUGAAGCAUUUUAA